GCCUGGUCCUGACCUGUCAGUUUGAACAGCUACUCUGGUAAGCAGCAAGGAUGAGCCAGCAGUUUCAGUCAGAGCAAAAACCGAUUGUAGUGGCUGGAUAUGAGGUGGACCCGGACAUGCAGCGCAUUUUAAAGGGACUAAUCCCAGCUGCAGAUGCACCAGUGCCUAUGUCCAGGGAUACCGUGACUUAUGUGUGCACGGUGAAACUCAGGGGACGAGUGAUGGGCCCGGUGAAAACGAUCGCUCUUCAAUGUGAGCAUUCUGCAAUGUUUGAACAAUGCAUGUGUUGCAGGCUUGUUGCGGAAUCUCGGACCGCAUGGAGACGGAACUCCCAGGGUCGUUUGUUGAGGAAACAGACGUACUAAUCCUAACUUCACCUGAUAUUCAAGAGCUUUUCAGGGAGAGCCACGAGGAGAUGCUGACAACGGUGUGUCCAGUCGCCGUGGCUGAAGAUGAAGCGGAUUUGAACAAAGAUUGCCAAACGAAGGAGGCUGUAUUAGCAAUAAGAACAGCUUCAACUCAAGAUCCUAACCCUACUGAUGUGUACAUAAUCCCUAUGAUUACUUGUGAUAAGGCGCAAGAAGAAACAUCCUCUCCUGUUCAGCGGACCUCAAGAGGAGAGCUGAAGUGGAAGAUCAAGUUUGAAAGAGGAUGUUAUUACAUGGGCCAGAGCAAGCCCUUAGAUUGCUAUCAAUUCAUGAAUAUGUUGUCUGUGAAGAACGGAUGGUUUGAUCCUGAGAUCAAAGUCUCUUAUGGAACAGCUCCUCUGUUAGAAAUGAGAAGUAAUCCCCUGGUGUUUAGCGCAAGUUUUCCACCAGGAAUGCUGGGGAAACUCCCGUCUGGGGAACAUCAGGUCACGGACCUGUCACUGUUUUACCUUGGAGAAGAGGUUCCAGGUGAGAGGAAGAAGUUUCGUGGUUAUAUUACUACCAGCAAAGGUACCCUGUGCAUGCCGAUUUCUGACGAUGGCAUAAUGAUGAGGAGAAGAAUCGAUGUGGAGGCUACGGUUCAAGCUCUGUGUUUCCAGCCAGAUCCGGAUAAGAUGGAUACCAAGUUCCUGAAGGCUUGUGUGUUCGCAUUAAAACAUUAUGGUCCCCUACCACGAUUUAACUCGCAAAGAGGAUGUCGCAUGCUCCCGAAGAUCAGAGCCACAGACAGAGGAGGCAAAGAAAGAGGACACAACGGGAGGGGCCACAUGGAGAGCAAAGAUAAGCGGAGCCCAGCGGAGCCUGCUGAUGCGAGUGAAAUCGAGGCAGGUGAAGACAGGAAGGGAGCCAACUGAAGAAAGCACCACAGGAUGUGAAGCCCCCUUUGAAGACAGCUCGAGCUUUAGAAGGAUCUGAAACCGUCCUACAAAUGAUAAAUGAUUACUUUGUUUUACUAUCUUGUGACGCAGAUGACUAAAGAUUACAUUGUUUAGUUGUCUUAAAGUUAAAUCAUAUAUACGUCACUCUGAAAAAGUGCUUGUAACAUGAAAAUGCUAUACAAUGGAAAAUGCUUUGCUUAGCAGUUUUUAGAACAUAUAUAAGAACAAGUUAGAAGUAGAAGGAGGCGCUUGCACGUACGCACGCAGCGCGAGGUCACGGCAGACGAGAGACGGAGAGUCUACAGUAGCUUUUUCCUCUUAGAUAGUUAGACGCAGCAUACUCAUAAGAGGAUAUUUAAUCUUGGAUUUACCCUUUUAUAUCUUUUGAAUUUUGGAAUAAACUUUUUUGAAAAAGGAUUCUCAUUCAUUGGAUUUUAAGGGACAAUUUAAUCUCUUUGAGUGGGAGCUCCGGCCCUGGCCUAAAGGAGUGGAGGUAAGCCACCUUAUUGCUUGUACCUGCUUCACAGGACUUGUUUUUCAGGGUGUGACAGAUUAAUAAAAGAUACCUUAGGCUAAUGGGAGUUUCAUCUCCCCCUCUCUCUUGAGUAUUGGGACAUGCCUAAGGGUGAUAAGCCAUGAUAGUUCGUUGGUUCAAACAGGCUCUUUUUGCACCAAAAAAGUCUCUGUUAAGCGUGGGAAGGAACCAUUUCAAAGGGUGGAUUAAUUAGAUUAAUUGAUAAAUCUAUGUUAGCCUGAUCAACUAACUAGUAAUCAUUUUCUAGUUACCACCGCCCACUUUGCUGACGGAGACGCAAAUUAACCCUGAUAGGACCCAAAUAAUAGUCAGUAAGAUUGGCCAACUCUGAACUUCCGCCUUAGUAUCCAAAACCACUGGAUAACAGGAUUUAAAGGGGAGUGAAUUAAUACAGGAGAACAAGUACGGCAAUUCCAUUCCAACCUUUAAAAUAGGAACAAGUUUUAAUUGAGAAAGUCCAUCCCAGGGUCUGAUACAAUAAUACUCACCACGGCCUCAACUUCCCUGAGAAAGCAGCGUAACUCGAGGAUCUAACGGAACCUCUUAAAGGGCACGCUCGCAACACCCCCCCCGAUGUUUAGCUCCGCGGGUGUUACUCCGGUAGA
Messenger RNA from Nothobranchius furzeri (turquoise killifish), 2446 nucleotides. The record is from RefSeq and is a predicted model, not a curated record. NCBI's taxonomy places the organism in Eukaryota, Metazoa, Chordata, Actinopteri, Cyprinodontiformes, Nothobranchiidae.